Phycomyces blakesleeanus NRRL 1555(-) is the source of this 1020-nucleotide messenger RNA. RefSeq lists its product as hypothetical. The transcript has 8 exons. Gene Ontology annotation, cellular component: COP9 signalosome; cytoplasm. Gene Ontology annotation, biological process: protein deneddylation. NCBI's taxonomy places the organism in Eukaryota, Fungi, Mucoromycota, Mucoromycetes, Mucorales, Phycomycetaceae. Bases 1 to 1020 code for a protein of 339 amino acids. The record is from RefSeq and is a predicted model, not a curated record. Gene Ontology annotation, molecular function: metallopeptidase activity; protein binding; deNEDDylase activity.
AUGGAUGCCGAGAAUGCACGUAAAAAUUGGGAAUUGGAAAACAACAUCCAAACGGUAGAUCCUGCCAAAGACCAGAUUUACUAUUAUGAUGCACAGCUCGAUAAAGAUAAUGUCGCGCAGCAACCGUGGAAGACAAACCCAAACCACUACAAAUAUGUAAAGAUAUCUGCCAUUGCUCUCAUCAAAAUGGUGAUGCAUGCGCGUUCCGGAGGCAACAUUGAAAUUAUGGGUUUAAUGCAAGGCAAAGUUCAAGGAAACACAAUGUACAUUAUGGAUGCAUUUGCACUUCCUGUUGAAGGUACAGAAACCAGAGUUAAUGCCCAGAGUGAAGCGUAUGAGUACAUGGUUACAUACAUGGAGAGAGCCAAAGAAGCCGGCCGGCUAGAGAAUGCGAUUGGGUGGUAUCAUUCUCACCCUGGCUAUGGGUGUUGGCUAUCUGGAAUCGAUGUAAGCACUCAGAUGCUUAAUCAACAAUACCAAGAGCCCUGGGUCGCAGUUGUGAUUGACCCCAAUCGUACCAUGUCUGCUGGAAAAGUGGAUAUUGGUGCUUUUCGAACAUACCCAAAGGGCUAUAAACCUAAAAAUGAUGACCCUUCAGAGUACCAGACAAUUCCACUGGAUAAGAUCGAAGACUUUGGUGUCCAUGCUAAGUCUUAUUAUCCUUUGGAGAUCACCCAUUUCAAAUCAUCUUUGGAUAGUCAUUUGCUAGAAGUUCUAUGGAACAAAUACUGGGUUAAUACAUUGUCUCAAUCCCCUCUUCUGACAAAUCGAGAGUAUUCUACUAGACAGAUGACUGAUUUAGCAGAGAAGCUCAAGAAAACUAACAGUAGUAUGACUGGGCGUAUGGGAGGAUAUUAUGGAGACAGAAAGAAAAAUGAUGAGAGUCAACUUGGAAAAGUUACCAAGGAUAGUACAAAGAUCUCAGUCGAGGCUGUUCAUGGCUUGCUUUCUCAGGUUCUUAAAGAUGUGGUGUUUAAUCAAACCAGUCAAGCAAGAGCUUGUGGAUGUAGACCUAAAUAG